GGAUUACCAGAGGGACGCGUUCACACACGCGGAAGUUCUUUCUGUAACUUGCAGCCUUGUGUUUUCUGAGCACAUCAUGAGAAAUAUCAUGUUCAGCUUCACUAAACUUAUGAUUAAGAUGUUUUAAUAUCUAAAGGGCAUCAUGAGCGGCACGUGCAGGGAGGUGGUCACACUCCAGCUGGGACAUUAUUCCAACUUUGUCGGGACGCACUGGUGGAAUUUACAGGAUGCGGGUCUGGUUUAUGAUGCAGUGGUGCCGGAGGGUGAGCUGCAGAGUGACGUGAUGUUCAGAGAGGGUCAGACAUUGGGGGGUCACGUGACAUACACCCCCCGACUCAUCGCUAUGGACCUCAAAGGAAGUCUUCAGACGCUGAGGAAGCAGGGCAGUCUGUAUGACACAGAGAAUGAAAACACCACCUUUACAUGGCAAGGACAGAUUAUGACCCAUAAAGAAAGUCCUCCCACCAAAAACCCUUUCCUACAGGAUCUCGACAUUCUAGAUACGGGAGGUUUACUAGCAGAUCCAGGUUUCACGGGUCGUUCUUCUGCGGUGGGUCACAGCUCAGUGACCAGCGCAGGAGCGAGCGUUGCCUUGGAGACGGUGAACAGCAGUCUGGAGCGGAUACAGAAAUCCUAUAGGCUGGAGGGAAGCGUGAGGGUGUGGUCAGAUUUCCUGAGGAUCCAUCUACAUCCUCAAACCAUCUCCGUCAUUAACCAGUACAACCAUGACGGUGAGUCUGAGCGUCUGGAAGCGUUUGGCCAGGGGGAGGCGCUCUUACAGGGUCCAGUGCUGGAGGAUCUGGAGGAUCGGCUGCACUUCUUCGUGGAGGAGUGUGACUAUCUGCAGGGUUUUCAGGUGUUGUGCGACCUUGCUGACGGUUUUUCAGGCUUGGGAUCAAAGGUCACAGAGCUGUUGCAGGACUCUUACGGAGGUCGUGGCAUCCUCACUUGGGGCGUGGCACCCGUCAAUCACCCAGACUCGAGCCCUAUAAAGGACUUGUACCACAUGAUGAACUGUGCGUUAGGAACGCUCCAUAUGGCCAAUCACAGCUCGUUCUUCUGCCCUUUGACCCUGAGAGGUGGACUGGGCAGACGUCCUCAUUCGCCCACAUAUUUCCCGCUGAUCAAUUAUGAUCCCACACUGUGGUUUCACUCCAGCUCAGUUCUGGCUCUGGCUCUGGACAGCAUGACGGUGUCGUACAGACUGGGACAGGUCAGCACUCCCAUGUGGCAGCUCUCUGACGCUCUGACCGACUCGGGAAGAAAGGUGGUUUCAGCUUAUGGCUCUGUUCCGUUUCCCAUGAUGCACGGCAGCUGUCUCCCUGAGGCUCUGGAUGCUUUUGCUGAUGCGUUACCGUGGAAACCCCUGUCAGCGUGUCCUGAGCUUGGCGAUGGACGCUGUUUCGGCCAAUCAGUGACUCUGAAAGGUUUCGGCGGGCAGAGUUUAGUCAGUCCUCCUCUCCCGGGCGUGGAGCCGCCCAGUCCUCUGCACUACGAGCGCUCUGGAGAAGACGUGCUGGCGACGUACGUCAGGUUACGUUACCCAUCAUCCCCACUGGCGGUGCAGCUGCUGUCCAGCCCCAGUAAACUCACCCCUCCGUUCCCACAGAUCUUCAGUCCGGCUCUGGGUCCGCAGGGGUUCCUCCAGAGCCAGUCCACUCCUCCUGACACUCCCUCUCAGUCGGUCAGUAGUCUUCCAGUCCUGACGUCUCUCCAGUCCAGUCCUGCUGUGGGUCUCCAGCUGUCCGAGCUGCAGAAAGCGUGUGCUGCGCUGGACCUGCGUCGUGUGACCCCCAGCUUCCUCUCUCACGGGCCCGAACUGGGCGAGCUCACCGAAUCCCUGGAGCAGCUCCUCAACCUCGCGCACUGCUACCGCCUGGACCAUUCCCGUUCUUCAUCGGAUGAUGAUGACUAAUGAAAGCUCGUCCAUCCUCCCUCUGUAGAGUCGGGUCAGAGACCCAAUCAGCCCCGAUUAUCAGUCAUGUGCGAAUGGACUGUCGCUCAGCUGCGUUCACGGCAUGUUCCCUCGGGGAAUUAUGGGAUAUGAGCUCACUAACCCUUCAAAACAGCACAAACACUUAGAAGAAAGACUGUGAGAAGUGCAUGUCUCUGUAUAUGUAAAUCUCAUCGAACCUGCUUUUCUAGAGCUUAACUGUCUAGAAGUAAAAUAUUUUUCCUUCAUAUAAAUUAUUGCUUAAUUAUCAAAUAUCCCUGUUAUACCCUUAAUAACCGUUAACCAAGAAAGUUAACGGUUAUUAUUCAGAAUGGACAUGCACCUUCAUCGAACACUUGUUUAAUUGACUGUUGACUGUUUUUGCUGUGAUCUGAUUAUGAAGGAAAUAUACACUUACAAAAUUAAGACAUGAGACUUUUUUUUUCUCCAUUUGAUUUGUCAAACGUCACAUGAACAAACAGGAAAACAGGUCUCAUCGCUUCCGCUUGUCGGAGAAAGUGUUAACAGCAGUAUGAAUUGAUGCAGAUAUCCACGGACUUUUGAGGUAAUCAGCUAACCUAGCUAGCUAUUUUUAUCGUUGCUGUUUUAUAUAUCCGAAUGUAAGUAAGAAAAAUAAAAACAUUUAGAUAUCAAUAUACAUAUGUGAUGGACAUCGGUUUUGCUCAUCUUUGAAGGCAUCUUUAGUAAAGCAGAUUUAUAUUUAACGAAGCACAUGCUAAAGACCCGAACCGGAAGCGAUGCAACCUGUUUUACAGAAUACGGAAGUUUUGUUGCCCAGAGCGCAUUCACAAACUGAAUUGGUAUUAACGUUGCUAAAAGGAACUGAUUUCUCGAAAUAGGCCUAUCUUAUUUCGCUUUCUCACAGACAGCGCUGUUUGAAAAUGAGAUCUUUCGCCAUAGAAAGGUCAAGGAGCGUAAACACGAUAAAUUGGCGUUGCGUGAAUUUGGCGGGAGUUCAGGUGGGUUUUUUAUGUAUAUUUAUCCUUUGUUUGACACGUUGUCCUUCGCUUUGUUUCGUAUAAAUACAAAAAUAUUUAUUACCAUUUAUAAACAAAGAUUAAAUCCACUAUCGGAAGGUUUCGCCCUUAACAUAUUAACACAGAAAUGUUUAAAUAUCAUUUUCAUACGGACCUUUAGUCUAUUGUCUUAUGUCCCACGUUAUUGACACGACAGGAGAUUAUAAUAAUUUUUAAUAACGAACAGUUUUUCAUGGUAGUCUGAACGUUUAUUUCUAUAUCGUAUUCACAUUUGUAUUAUGAUGUCUUCUCAUGCCAUUCUUGGAUUAUAGCAGUAAUUAUUUUUGCAGGAAGGCCAGAAUAUGUUUGCAUUUUUAAUAUUGCUCUAGGUAUAUAAAUGGAUAAAUCAUUUGUUUUCAUCGUCAUCUGUGCUGUGUUGGUUUUAAGUGUUCUCCACAAACGCCUCAGUAAACGUGCAGUACCGCUUUUAACCACACGAGGCGCAUCAAGCGAAUGAAAGUGUAAAAAUCUUCGUUUCUUCUGCGUUAUUUUCUGAAUCUGGUGUCUGAACUCGAGCAGAAGCACUUUCAUGAAUGUUUCGUUAUUAACUGAGACUAUUAACAGAGAUAAAUUAGUCUUUAUUGUGCUCUAAAUCUGUGCUCGUGUUUGAUUGGACGAUGGACUAUAAGCUCGUGUUUGAUUGGACGAUGGUAAACUCGAGGUAACGGUUGAAGAAGAAUCCGCAUGAUUUGAGGAGGUUUUCAGCUUCAUACUUGUGAGAAUCUCAGAGUUUCUCUCAGUCUCUGAGCGGGACAUUAUUUCUCGAGUGUGUGUUUGUAGUUUGAAGGGUUUCUCGUGAUCUCAGACCGCGUGACCGUCAUCGAGAUGUGUAGCGGGCUGAGUGACUCCUUUAGCGCGGAACAUUUCUCGGUAUCGCUUCUCGGCCUUUUGGCUAAGAUCAAGUGUAGUAUCUGUUCUUAUCAGUUUAAUAUCUGAUACGUCCCCUACCCGGGGACCAUAUAUUAAAUUGAUUUUUGGAUCAGGGAGAUGGAAUAGGGGCUUGCUCCGUCCACUCCACGCAUCGACCUGGUAUUGCAGUACUUCCAGGAACGGUGCACC
Ctenopharyngodon idella (grass carp) is the source of this 4029-nucleotide messenger RNA. RefSeq names its product misato mitochondrial distribution and morphology regulator 1 (gene msto1). NCBI's taxonomy places the organism in Eukaryota, Metazoa, Chordata, Actinopteri, Cypriniformes, Xenocyprididae. Bases 143 to 1915 code for a protein of 590 amino acids. The transcript is spliced from 14 exons. Gene Ontology annotation, biological process: mitochondrion distribution. Gene Ontology annotation, cellular component: cytoplasm. The record is from RefSeq and is a predicted model, not a curated record.